Molecule: messenger RNA, 9355 nt
Organism: Myxocyprinus asiaticus (Chinese sucker)
Lineage: Eukaryota; Metazoa; Chordata; Actinopteri; Cypriniformes; Catostomidae
Product: plexin-A4-like
Exons: 32
Coding region: 536-6289 (1917 amino acids)
Biological process (GO): regulation of cell migration; positive regulation of axonogenesis; regulation of GTPase activity
Cellular component (GO): semaphorin receptor complex
Molecular function (GO): semaphorin receptor activity; protein binding
Source: RefSeq, a predicted model, not a curated record
GCUGUGACUGCAGCGCACGGACUUCGCACGCGAUCGCUGACUGCUGCUGCUGCUUGAGGAUUCCAAGUGGCGUUUAUAGCGCGUUUUUAAAUCUGUCAAUCAGUACGUCAUAAUGGAAACUAUAGCUAGAGCGGCAGUUUUAAUGGUCACCAGUGCUUGGGUAUAGACGCCGAGGAGGACACCGCUGAACGUUGAUGGGAUUCUGCAACUCGUCUAUCGGUUCUUCCUGAGGAAAUUAAACGGAGGAUUUUUUGUUGUUGUUGUUGUUGACAUUAUAUAAAAACAAGUGUCGUGAAACUUGAAAUAUUCUGAGUCAAGUGUUUUAAAAGCCGUCUUGGCUGCUUUUCUGGAGAAGUGAGUUGGGAUUCUUGGGAAGGUACCCGUCAUCCGCAGUGUCAGCGCAACUGCGGCGGUGAGGUGAAAUACGCAGCGAGAACAGGUACAGAAUGUCCCCAACUUCUAGAGAAGCCUGAAAACUGUGACCGAGUACAGGCAGCGAGUAGCGGACAGAGACACACUUUCCAUAAGGUACAGGAUGGCAUCCCACAACACGAGAUGGAGCUUUCUAACUUUUUCUUGCUGCAUCAUUGUUCCCCUCAUGGCUUCAAGGCCACAGCAGCCUUCAGCGGCAUCCAAAGUACAUGAGGAAUACAGUACGUUCCGAGCGGAAAACCCUGAAUGGACCUUUAACCACCUGGCAGUGGACCACAGAAAUGGGAAUGUGUACCUUGGGGCAGUAAACCGCAUUUACAAACUCUCGCCAGGGCUGGUUGUACAGGUGUCGCAUCAGACCGGCCCGGAUGAGGAUAACCGGAACUGCUACCCACCCCGUAUAGUGCAGCCUUGUAGCGAACCACUCACAUUGACCAAUAAUGUCAAUAAGAUGCUGCUCAUGGACUAUCGAGAGAACCGGCUGCUGGCCUGCGGCAGCCUCUACCAGGGUAUUUGCAAGCUGCUUCGUCUGGAUGAUCUCUUUAAGCUUGGAGAGCCCUUCCAUAAAAAAGAGCACUACCUCUCUGGCGUCAACGAGAGUGGCUCCGUCUUUGGGGUCAUUGUGUCUUAUGGCGACGCCUCGCCUGAUAAGCUGUUCGUGGCCACAGCUGUUGAUGGAAGACCGGAGUACUUCCCAACAAUUUCCAGUCGUAAGCUCACCCGUAACUCUGAGGAGGAUGGUAUGUUCGCCUACGUCUUCCAUGAUGAAUUUGUAGCCUCAAUGAUUAAGAUUCCAUCAGAUACUUUCACAGUGGUGCCGGACUUCGACAUCUAUUACAUUUAUGGGUUUAGCAGUGGAAAUUUUGUGUAUUUUCUCACAUUGCAGCCUGAAAUGGGCGGAGGCCCAACGACUGGGUCAUCCUCAGCCGGCCGUGAACAAGUGUACACCUCCAAACUGGUGCGACUCUGCAAGGACGACACUGCAUUUAACUCGUAUGUUGAGGUUCCUCUUGGUUGUGUAAAGGGUGGCAUUGAGUAUCGCCUACUGCAGGCUGCCUACCUGUCCAAAGCAGGUACUAUCCUGGCACGUUCACUGGGCAUAGGACCUGAUGCUGACAUCCUAUAUACAGUGUUCUCAAAAGGACAAAAGAGGAGGCCAAAGGAGUCAUCUCAAGAGUCGGCACUCUGUGUGUUUACCUUGAAAGAGAUCAAUGAAAGAAUCAAGGACAGGUUGCAGUCAUGCUAUAAAGGAGAGGGAACACUUGAUCUUGCCUGGCUCAAAGUGAAAGACAUCUCAUGCAGUAGUGCGCUUCUCACCAUUGAUGACAACUUCUGUGGACUGGAUAUGAACGCCCCUCUCGGUGUCUCUGAGAUGGUACAUGGGAUUCCUCUGUUCUCUGAGUCCAAUGACAAAAUUACAUCCGUCAUCGCCUAUGUGUACAAGAAUCACUCUCUGGCUUUUGUUGGGACCAAAGGUGGCUGUCUGAAAAAGAUUCGGGUUGAUGGUCCUUCUCACAGUGCUUUACAGUAUGAAACCAUUCAAGUCGUUGACAACGGACCAAUACUGCGAGACAUGGCCUUUUCUGCCGAUAAGCAUUUCCUGUAUGUGAUGUCGGAAUCACAGCUAACCCGUGUCCCAGUGGAAGCAUGUGAGCAGUAUUCAUCCUGUAACGAGUGUCUGGGAUCUGGAGAUCCUCACUGCGGCUGGUGUGUGCUACACAGCAUGUGCACCAGGAAGGAGAAGUGUGAGCGGUCAUCCGAGCCUCGACGUUUCGCCUCUGAUAUAAAGCAGUGUGUGAGACUCAGCGUUCACCCCAACAACAUCUCUGUGUCCCAAUUCAGUGUCAUGCUUGUUUUGGAGGCCCAUAAUGUGCCUGAACUUUCUUCAGGGGUCAACUGCACCUUUGAAGACCUAGCAGAGAUGGACGGUCUGGUUGAGGGAAAUCACAUCACCUGCAGCUCUCCUGCUGAGAAGGAUGUCCCACGCAUUGUCGUAGACCAAGGUGACCAUCAGGCUGUGCAGCUCUACCUCAAGUCAAAGGAGACGGGACUUGCCUUCGCCAACACUAGCUUUGUCUUCUACAACUGCAGCGUCCACAAGUCGUGCCUGUCCUGUGUUGGAAGUCCUUACCAGUGUCACUGGUGCAAGUACCGUCACACCUGCACCCACGACCCCAGCAGCUGCUCCUUCCAAGAGGGCCGUGUCAAACAGCCAGAGGAAUGUCCUCAGCUUCUACCAGUGGAUCGUAUCCUGGUGCCGGUGAAUGUGGUGAAACCCAUCACCCUACGGGCCAAGAACCUGCCCCAACCACAGUCAGGCCAGCGUGGGUACGAGUGUGUGCUCACCAUACAGGGCGUGGAGCAGAGAGUUCCUGCUCUCCGUUUCAACAGCUCCAGUGUUCAGUGCCAGAAUACAUCGUACUCAUAUGAUGGGAUGGAGAUGAGUAGCCUCCCUGUGGAUCUGAUGGUCAUCUGGAACGGAGACUUCAGCAUUGACAACCCAGCCCAAAACAAAGUGCACCUGUACAAGUGUGAUGCGCGGCGGGAAAGCUGUGGACUGUGUCUGAAGGCAGACCCUCUUUUCGGCUGUGUGUGGUGUAAGGGAGAAAACCGUUGCUCACUGAAACAGCACUGCCCUCACCCACAGAGCAUGUGGCUCGAGUACAAUGGCAUCAAUAGCAAGUGCACACACCCCAGAAUCACUAAGAUCACUCCACUCAAAGGGCCUCGUGAAGGAGGAACGCUGGUGACUAUCCGUGGCGAGAACCUUGGACUGGAGUUCAAUGAGAUUAAGGACAAUGUGAAGGUUGCAGAGGUGGAGUGCACACCAGUACCCGAGGGAUACAUUCCAGCAGAACAAAUUGUGUGUGAAAUGGGCAAAGCUGAAAAGAGCCAGUUUGCUGGAAACGUCCAAGUGUGCGUUGGAGAGUGUCGUCCCGAGUUCAUGGCUAAGUCAUCUAAGUACUACUACUUUGUGGUCCCCAGAUUGUUGAGUCUAAAACCCAGUCGAGGGCCAGUAUCUGGAGGUACCAUCGUAAACAUUACAGGCAGUCACCUGGAUGCUGGCAGCAAUGUGUCCAUCAUAUUCAAAGACCAGAUGUGUACCUAUCAAAGGAGAGGCGGACAGUGGAUCACAUGCCGUUCUCACGCCUCCAUGCAAGGCUACGGGAAUGUGUCCAUAUCUGUGUUUGUGGAUAAAGCCCACAUUCACAAAGAUCUAAAGUUUGAGUACGUGGAGGACCCCACUAUCACCAAACUGGAACCUGAGUGGAGCAUUUUCAGUGGCAACACACCACUGACCGUGACUGGGACCAACCUGGACAUCAUCCAGAACCCUCUGAUCCGAGCCAAAUACAAGAACUUAGAGACGGUCAAUACAUGUCAGGUGUUGAGUCCCACCACAAUGCAGUGUAUGGCCCCAGAGCUUCCCUACAGUCUGAGCAGACAGAUGGAUGUGCCAGAGAGACCCGAUGAAUUUGGCUUCAUCCUGGACAAUGUUCAGUCUGUGCUGGCCCUCAACAACACCAACUUCAUCUACUACCCAAACCCAGUGUUUGAACCACUCAGUGUGUCUGGAGUCCAGGAGCUCAAACCAGGAUCUCCUAUUAUACUCAAGGGAAGAAACUUCCUCCCUCCAGCCCCGGGUGGUAAUGGGAAGCUCAACUAUACUGUUCUGAUUGGAGAUAAACCUUGCACGUUAACUGUAUCCGACACCCAGCUGCUGUGCGAAUCGCCCAUUUUGACUGGACGCCACAAGGUCUUGGCCCGCGUGGGUGGUAUUGAGUUUUCUCCAGGUGUGGUCCACAUCACUUCCGACAGCCCACUCAGCAGCACAGCUGUCAUUAGCAUUGCCGGGGCUGGAGGCCUCCUCAUCUUCUUCAUUGUCAUCGUCCUCAUUGCCUACAAGCGCAAAUCCCGUGAGAGCGAUCUCACUCUUAAACGCCUGCAGAUGCAGAUGGACAAUCUGGAGUCCAGAGUAGCCCUGGAGUGUAAAGAGGCAUUCGCAGAGCUGCAGACAGACAUUCACGAGUUGACUAGUGAUCUAGAUGGAGCAGGUAUUCCCUUCCUGGACUAUCGUGCAUAUACCAUGCGAGUUCUUUUCCCUGGCAUUGAGGAGCAUCCUGUCCUUAGAGACCUUGAGGUGCCAGGUUACAGACAGGAACAGGUGGAGAAGGGCCUAAAACUGUUUGGACAGCUAAUCAACAACAAAGUUUUCCUGCUGUCCUUCAUCCGAACCCUGGAGUCUCAGAGAGGCUUUUCCAUGCGAGACCGUGGAAACGUUGCCUCCCUGAUCAUGACUGUGUUGCAGAGUAAACUGGAGUAUGCCACAGACGUCCUGAAACACCUGCUUUCUGACCUCAUCGACAAGAACCUGGAAAGCAAGAACCAUCCUAAACUAUUACUAAGAAGAACAGAGUCUGUGGCUGAGAAAAUGCUCACAAAUUGGUUCACUUUUCUGCUGUACAAAUUCCUCAAGGAGUGUGCCGGGGAGCCCCUGUUCUCGCUUUUCUGUGCCAUAAAGCAACAGAUGGAAAAAGGCCCCAUCGACUCGAUCACCGGAGAAGCCCGCUACUCACUGAGCGAAGACAAGCUCAUCAGACAGCAAAUUGAUUACAAGACUCUGGUGGUGAACUGCAUGCAUCCAGACAAUGAGAAAAGCCCAGAGGUACAGGUGAAGGUACUAAACUGUGACACUAUCAGCCAGGUGAAAGAGAAGAUUCUGGAUGCCAUCUACAAGAACGUCCCCUAUUCUCACCGACAAAAAGCCUCUGACAUGGACCUGGAGUGGCGUCAAGGCAGAGUGGUACGAGUCAUCCUGCAGGACGAGGACGUCACCACAAAGAUUGAGUGUGACUGGAAAAGACUCAACAUACUGUCUCACUACCAGGUGCCUGAUAAUGCUGUGGUAGCUCUUGUACCAAAGCAGGUGACUGCAUACAACUCUGUGAACAAUUCCACUGUCUCCAGAACCUCUGCAAGCAAAUACGGUAUGCCUCUGAUGCCUCCUAACUGUGCAUGUACAGUGGCAAGACAAAAAAACAUGAUCAAAUACACGGGCAGCCCAGACAGUCUACGAUCUCGCACCCCAAUGAUCACACCUGACCUGGAGAGCGGAGUUAAGGUGUGGCAUUUGGUGAAGAACCAUGAGCAUGGAGACCAGAAGGAGGGAGAUCGUGGCAGUAAGAUGGUCUCUGAGAUCUACCUGACAAGGCUGUUAGCCACCAAGGGCACUCUACAGAAGUUUGUGGAUGACCUGUUCGAGACCAUCUUCAGCACAGCACACAGAGGGAGUGCCCUCCCUCUCGCUAUCAAGUACAUGUUUGACUUCCUGGAUGAACAAGCAGACAAGCACAACAUUCACGACCCGCACGUCAGACACACUUGGAAGAGCAACUGUCUACCUUUACGGUUCUGGGUGAAUGUUAUCAAGAAUCCACAGUUUGUGUUCGACAUCCAUAAGAGCAGCAUCACGGACGCCUGUCUGUCAGUGGUGGCACAAACCUUCAUGGAUUCAUGCUCAACGUCAGAACACCGCCUGGGCAAAGACUCCCCCUCAAACAAGCUGCUGUACGCCAAGGACAUUCCCAGCUACAAGAGCUGGGUUGAGAGAUAUUACUCAGACAUUAGUAAGAUGCCUGCAAUCAGUGAUCAGGAUAUGAACGCAUACCUGGCAGAGCAGUCCCGCAUGCACAUAAACGAGUUCAACACCAUGAGCUCCCUUAGCGAGAUCUACUCUUAUGUGGGCAAAUAUACAGAGGAGAUUGUGUCUGCGCUGGAGCAGGAUGAAGGUGCCAGGAAACAGAGACUGGCCUAUAAACUGGAGCAGGUGGUCGCCUUCAUGAGCCUGGAGAGCUGAGGACCGCAUUUCCCAGAGUGCACUGGGAGAUCCAUCAGAAACCGAGCCGUGCCUGAGUGAAGACCUGUCCAUCUAUCUCAUCUCUUCUGUUUGCAAUCUUCCCACAAAGACAAGUGUUUGCAUCAUUAGCUCUGCUUCCUAGAAGAGUAGAGAUAGGAACUGGAGGGUGGGCAGAGGAGCCAAGGACUACAUUACCCAUGAUGCAGUAGUGUGGGUUGCCAUCCAGCUCUGCCAUGUAGAGGAAGGUUGGCUCCCUAUGAGUUCUGCUUCACUGCAUCCUCCAUCCUUCUCUCUGACUGGAAAAAGAAAAAAAAAAAAUUUCUGUUGCCUUCAAAGUUUAGCUGAUAAGCAGAAACCACUAUGUUUGGUGUCAAUUUGUUCUGACUUUUAUGACUAGGGUAGUGUAUGGCACUAAUAUAGAGUCCAGUUCAUUGUAGUACCUUUAUUAAACACCGAAACGCAAGACAAAAAAAUGGUACUGCAUGCAUCUGAAGAAUGCAGACCAUUCGGGCCAUUUCAAAAGACACCUUGAAAAUGUGGCAUUUACAUGAUGUGCAAGAUGAUUUUUACAUUAUAACUGAGUGCUUUGAUAAGAAAACAAUCAAACCUGGACAACCUGCCUGCAAAUUCUCACUUUGAAGAGAGUGGGGUGCAUUUAAAUCCCUUGAGACGCAGGGAGUUAGUGUUUCAAUUCUUCCAGGAACCUACUUGACACUGAAACUUAGAGUGUCACUUUAUGGCAUUCGCAUAUCUCUACACUUCACCCCUCUCAGCCUUCAAUUCGGCAUCUAUCUGGCUUGUGCACAUCUCUCAAUUUAAUCUCUAAUGAGUGGAGUUAAAGCCAAGGUUUGACCCCCUUAGAAGCAAGCACACACACACCUCACCCCGCAGUGGUAGUAGAGAGCCAGGCCUCCUCUCUUUCUUCCAUCCUGGUGGCCAGGACUUACGCUGUGCUGGAAGAGGACAAAAAUUCCUGUAAUCUUAACAAAAACAAAAGCACACAUUCAAUAGAUGUCUCUUUUCACACAUACAGUACGGGGGACUUAAAUUACAAAAUAUCCUACUCAGAAUUAGUUGUUAAUGGGUGGGAGUAGAGUUGCUAAAGUGCACAUGUGCAGCCUGCACUGUUCACUGCCACAGGGUCAAUUCGAUAUUACUCUGAACACUCUGGAAGCAGCUGGAAAAAAAAAACACACGCAAAGUUGGUCAGCAGAAAACCAAAGGAGCUUAAUUUAAAAAAGAACACCGAUUGUCUGGUGAAUAAAUUACCCCGACAAACUGAACACAAGUUUGUUAUAUGAUCUGCAACGCUCUAGUGCUCUAAUCUGCAGUCUGAUAUUUGUUUCUCCUCAUUAUUGUGUGUGUGGCACAGAGCCCAAAGUGAGUGUCCUUGUUGGGUUAUUGCACAAUUGGGAGAAUCGAAAAAAAGACACCCGGACCUGAAGUUUAAGGGCUUGCUGUAGUUGAAGUGUACUGGCCUUGAGAGAUCUAACCUGGGCUUAUGAUUUCCAAAUGACAACAGUUGGAGUGACGAGGACUCAAAAGUAAUGGAUGUUACCUUGACAAAUGGAAAGAGACUAUUUAGUUGCCCUCCUUUCCUUUUCCCUCGACAGCGUACCCCACGUGGUGAUGUGAAUGGGUGGAGACCAGCCCAGGUCCACCUUGGGUUCUUUAUUGGCUUUUUCAGCGCAUGUAUUUCAAUUUAAACUUUAAAAAAAAGAAAAAUGGAAAAUAGAAAAAGAAUAAGCCUUGCAAUUGAUGAUGUGGAUGUGUUAUUUUCUUUCUUUUGCUUGGAAGAACAAGACGAAAAGUGGCUGUCAUCUUAAAAAUUGCAACCUUCAUUAAGGUGGAACCUUUAUCCUGUCCUUCCAUUCAACUGCCAUGACCAUGUUUUUGUGAAUGCGUUAGAUGCCUAUAAGACUAAGGUUGAUACUUUUAGCAGAUGUAGUAUAUACCCUUGCAUGCUGACCUAUUUGGAUGAUAUGACAUUAUCUGCCUUGCUAGCAAUUUAUCUAAUACUACUAGGAGUUUCUAAAGCGAACCAAAGUCAUGUUAGACUUUUAACAUUGCUCAUGAGGAACAUCCUCUUUCUGUCAGGUAGAUUGCCUUUUUCGGAGACCCUUGAAGCUAAGAGUUCUCAUUCAUCGAUCACAUUCAGCCAGAUCAUUAGUGCGGACACACUAAAGUUCAAUCCAGCUGCUUAUUCACUAUUUAGGGGUUUUCCCAAAGAAAAUAGUGCAUUUUUGUUGCCUCUAAUGUGCAACACUAAAGAGUUCAUUCCCUUUAAUGAGUUUAUUUGUACUCUGUUUUGCAUUUCUGAAUUUUUCUGUGAAUAUGUUAGUAUUAUACAGUAGGUUUGAAUCAUUUUGAUACAACCUAAUGUUUUCAGGUCGAACCCGAUUUCAUUAGCUUUCAAACAAAUUAUUUUUUUAUGUUGUUUUGGAUAGUAUGUAUGUGUGAUUGCUUUGGGGUCCCUUGUGUUAUUUCUCAGCAUAGCUUAGUGUUUACGGGGUAUUUCAGGUACACAGAUAAUGAUUUUAAUGCGACAAAUAAUAAAAUACCACUGUCACAAUUUUUAGGUAUUAUGUUUUGGAUAAAUAUUUAUAAAAAUAACUGAAUUACAACCCAUAAAUCUGGGAACUCAUUUAAAUCUAAAGAGAUCUUAAACUUAUGAUAAUGUGAUAAAAAAAAUGAUGAGUUGUAUGAGUUGAUAUUUCAAUGAAGUAAAUUUUUCUGAAUUCCCUUAUGACUCUAAUCCUGUGUUUACGUUCCUUGUUUCAUCUCUCAUGUACAUCCCCAGUCCCCUCCCUUAUGUCCAAAUGACCUGAUAAAGUUUCCACCUUAGACAUUUCGUAAAAACUAAAAAGUCCUUUUAGCUCAGUGUUAUGAAGACCUGUUAGAAAAGACUUUAAUAUUUCCAGAUUUGAUGCAAGAAAAAGUUAUCCUGAUGGGAGGAGAGAAAGCGAGAGACCAGCAGAAAGGCAAGCUUCUCUAACUUUGUUAUAAUUAAUUGUAUACCUGUGUAUGUAAAUAUAAUGCAUUCCUAUUUUGCAGUCAAGAACAAAA